Molecule: messenger RNA, 1098 nt
Organism: Adineta ricciae
Lineage: Eukaryota; Metazoa; Rotifera; Eurotatoria; Adinetida; Adinetidae
Source: the annotation of a GenBank genome assembly
AUGGAGAACAAAAACCAAGUAUCACAACAAGUGGAUGUAUCUAACAAAAGUAAUGCUCAAUUGCCGGAUGGUCUCAACGGGAAAAACAGUUUCGCGAUGGAAAACAAUCUUCCCUUUGAUCCAGAAAUCGGUGGUUCAGCUCUGUCUAUUUCGGAUGAAAAUGCUGAUUUAAUCACACAUAGGAUUGAUUAUGAGCCUUCGGAGCUUGAUUUACAAAUAACUGUAAAAAAUAUUAAAACACGUAUUGUGGCGGAAGGUGACAAAAAUGAUGCAACCGUUGAUGAGCUUCUGGCCGUUGUGGAUCAACUGAUGACUUUCGAAUUUGGGCGAUUUUUACUACAGAAUCGAGGAUUGAAUGGGUAUUGGACUCAGUAUGCGAUUUUAUAUCCUAAGUGGAGUCAAACUUUAGAAAAACAAGAUUCUAUUACUGAUUUCGAACGAUGGAUUUUGGAAAAAGCGCCUACAAUCCGUGCAUCACAAGAAAGGUUCAUUAUUGUUCAAAAAUUAAUACAAGAUUUCAUAGAGAAGCAUCCUCAAGAAAACAUAGUAUUAGCAUCACUUCCUUGUGGAGUGAUGGAUGAAUUAUUAACACUUGAUUUGCCAAAAAAUCAGAGUAUUAAGUUUGUUGGUAUCGAUUUAGAUCAACAAUCUCUCGUUGAAGCAAGGGAGAAUGCUAAAAAAUUGGGUUUAGAAUCAAGAUCAGAACUACAUCGGAUGGAUGCCUGGAAAAUGGAUGUGGUCGAACAAUUCGAUCUGUUGACCAGUCAUGGUUUAAAUAUCUAUGAAAAAGAUGAUAGAAGAGUUACAGAGCUUUAUAAAAAGUUUUAUACUGCAUUAAAACCAAAUGGAGCACUAGUAACAAGUUUUCUAACUCCUCCGCCUUCGCUUGACUCCACUUCUCCUCGCGAGAUGAAAAUUAUUAACCAAGACGAUCUUUUACGUCAGAAAAUACUUUUCUCGUAUGUUCUGCAAGGAAGGUUUCGAGCAUAUAGAACAGAAGCUAAGACUUUACAACAGCUUGAGGAAGCUAAUUUUAGAAAUGUUCAAAUUAUCUAUGAUAAAUGUAAAAUGUUUCCGACUGUAUUAGCAUUUAAAUAG